AUUGACGAGGGUUAUAUUUACACAAGAUAACAAUUCUUUCGAAAGAAAAUCGCCUAAACCUUUGCACUACCAUAACUGUCAUAAUUUUCCCGUUUUUUGCUGUGCUUACGUUUACACAAUUCACCAAAUACGAAUCGCGUACCGUGGGAAAUACCUUCUGGUUUUUUUCAUUUUUGAAUUUUUUUACGCCACGUCGCAACUUGCAAGCAGCAGGCUUGUUGCCUUGACGACCAGGCAAAAAUCGACGUUUUUACAGAGAGAACCCUACCUGCUUGCCAAAGAUUAUACGUGUACAAAAGUUCUUAUACGUGUAAGAAGGCAUAGACGAGCCUCCGAAUGUCAACAAACUCAUCAGCCAGAACGAAGUUACAACUGUAGUGCCCCUUUCAUAGUUUAGUUUCCUUCUUCUUGAGUUCUUGAGUUUGUUUUUCGUUGUCUGCGACUGAUGAGACGUCGAGCGUAUUGCCACAAAGCCAGUAUUAUUCUUUCACAAGUGCACAGGUUUUGAUAGAAAAAUGAAUCGUGAAGGGGUUGUUCAAAGGAGGACUGCUCGUGUGGGGACUGGUGGCGGAGGACCUGUUGAGAUAUCGUCAGGCCCAGCUGAUGUUGAAGACCGCCGUACAAGUAAUGAUACAGAUGAUAUGGAUGAUUUGGAUUCCAAAGAAACAAGACUCACCUUGAUGGAAGAAGUGUUAUUAUUGGGUCUCAAAGAUAAAGAGGGCUAUACUUCAUUCUGGAAUGAUUGCAUAUCUAGUGGUCUUCGUGGAUGCAUAUUGAUUGAGUUAGGCCUACGUGGUAGAGUUGAACUAGAGAAAGGAGGAAUGAGGAAACGAUCCCUAUUGGGGAGAAAAAUUCUACUCAAGAAUGACUCACCUACUGGAGAUGUUCUCCUAGAUGAAGCACUCAAGCAUGUUAAGGAAACAGAUCCCCCUGAGACGGUACAGAAUUGGAUAGAAUACCUCAGUGGAGAAACAUGGAAUCCCUUGAAACUAAGAUAUCAACUGAAAAACGUCCGGGAACGCCUGGCCAAAAAUUUGGUGGAGAAGGGAGUAUUAACGACAGAGAAACAGAAUUUUCUCUUGUUUGAUAUGACCACUCAUCCUCUUACGGACAAUAUCAUGAAAACUCGUCUUGUCAAAAAGGUACAAGAAGCAGUCUUAUCCAAGUGGGUAAACGACGCUCAUCGAAUGGACAAACGCAUGCUGUCACUCAUCUUCCUGGCUCACGCCUCUGACGUGUUAGAGAAUGCCUUUGCCCCAUUAAACGACGACGACUACGAGCUGGCCAUGAAACGGGUUCGUGAACUCCUCUACCUUGACUUGGACAACGAGAGUGCAAAACCUGGAACCAAUGAGUUGAUGUGGGCUGUUUUUGCUUCCUUUACCAAAUGAUAACGUUAUUAUUGUUACUAAUAUUGUAUUGCUAUCCCUUUCGUACACUCCUAUCCCUUCCCAUAUCAUUUAUUUUUCUUAUUUUCUUUGCCUAUCCCCUUUCUUUUGAUCCUUAUUUAGUUUCUUUCUUUUUUUGUUCCGCGUUUCCUUUAUUUUUCCCGUUUUUUAAGCUACUGGCCAUCGAAAAAAAUAACCCUACCUUUGUAUACCUACAUAGCUGCAGCCAGGCUAGAUUUUCCAAUUCAUUCCUUCUUUCAAGCCAUUUUUUCAGUUAUUACUAGCCCCUCCUUCUUUUUUUAACAAUAUUUAGAAUAUCCUACGAGUGUUAUUAAUUUUCUCCAUUUUGAGUGUGCGUUGGGAAGCCUCGAUUUAUCUAAAAAUCAUUUCCAAAAUUACCGAUCACGCUCACAGUGCACUUGUUUCGUCUUUAAUUCAAGUUUUCUUUAAAUGGUGAAAGGGAAAAUAUUCAUUUAACGAAACCACUAUUAUUAUUAUAUAGCGAACUCUCAUGAUUUAACGUGGGUUGAAACGUGGAGGAAAGUGGGCAGAGGAGAGAGACUUUUUUGUUACAAUUCUGGGGAAAUCCCGUUGUGGUAUGUAUUGUAAAUAUACCUUCCAUCGGGAGCGCAGUGCGCCAUCUUUAAAAAUACAACAAUAUAAAUGAAUGAAACAUAUGUAACCUGCAAACUGUGAAAUGAUUUGCGGAUUGCGACCCUCAAAAAUUCAUUUGGAUAUAUGUGUUUAACAACUCCCUUUAAUCGGCUAAUGCUAUAUAUUAGGUACUAUAUCAUGUGGGAGAACGUGUAUAACAUGUUUUAUUUCAUUACUGCAUGUACACACUAUUGGUAGUUUGAAUAAAAAAAUUCGGAUGCAA
Messenger RNA from Daphnia pulicaria, 2265 nucleotides. It is a transcript of the gene sau, whose product is annotated as Golgi phosphoprotein 3 homolog sauron-like. Gene Ontology annotation, biological process: retrograde vesicle-mediated transport, Golgi to endoplasmic reticulum; Golgi vesicle budding; Golgi to plasma membrane protein transport. NCBI's taxonomy places the organism in Eukaryota, Metazoa, Arthropoda, Branchiopoda, Diplostraca, Daphniidae. The coding region runs from base 516 to 1391 and encodes 291 amino acids. Gene Ontology annotation, cellular component: Golgi cisterna; trans-Golgi network; cytosol. The transcript has 5 exons. The record is from RefSeq and is a predicted model, not a curated record. Gene Ontology annotation, molecular function: phosphatidylinositol-4-phosphate binding.